ACGUAGAGUAGACCCUUUCUUUCUCUCACCCUCUCACGUUUUACUUAGUAUAAGCUUCAAAGUCCAAACUCAAUGUACCAAAACCAACAUUCUUGCAAAGAAAAAAAAUAUUAAAAAAAAAAAAAAGAAAUAUAUGAAAGUAUUUGAGCUCCAUGAACUUGAAGCCGCCACGGAGAGCUUCUCUCCGUCGCGGCUGAUCGGAAAAGGAAGCCACGGAAGCGUUUACAGAGGCGUCCUCGAAGACGGCACCCAAAUCGCCGUAAAGAAGCAAUCGUUAGCCCUCCAAAAGCUUCAAGACGACACCAAACUCGAAAACGAAGCGAGUAUUCUCUCCUCACUAUCUCCGGAGAGUCAUCCAUGCAUCGUCGACUUUCUCGGUUGCACUAGCGGCGGGCCCCACCCAACCGAGAAAGUGACCGCAAUCGUAACCGAGUACAUGCCGAACGGCACGCUCCACGAGAUCCUCCACCCUUCUACUCUCCCAACGAGUCCCGCGUUGCCACAUCAGCAUCAACAGAUGCUGUUGUGGCGGACGCGUUUGGAGAUCGCGGUGCAGGUAGCAUGUGGGGUCCGGUUCUUGCAUGAGUCGGACCCCACGGUCGUCCACCGCGACAUCAAAUCGGCCAAUAUUUUGCUUGACGACAAUUGGAACGCGAAGCUAGCCGAUUUUGGGCUAGCCACGCGGUUACAUAAUAGUACUAGUAGUAUUGAUGACGUGGCGAAUUAUAAGAUUCCUGCGGGAACUAUAGGGUACAUAGACCCUAGCUACACCACACCUAGCGAGCUGAGCACAAAAGUCGACGUGUUCAGCUACGGAGUGGUGUUGCUGGAGUUAAUAUCCGGCAGAAGAGCGAUCGAUAUGGAUGAAUCUCCGGCCUCAAUCAUUGAUUGGGCUCUCCCAUUGAUCGAGCGGGGCCGGGCGGCGGAUAUCUGCGACGGGAAAAUCGAUUGGCCACGAAAUUUAGUGGGAGGUAGAAUCGAGGAGUUGCUACAAGUGGCGGCUCGUUGUUUGUCCGUCGAACAAAACAAUCGGCCUCCGAUGGAUGAAAUCGUCGGGAUUUUGGAGGGUUUGAUAGUGGAGCCGAUUGUGCGAGCGCCCUUAUCGAUGAACUAUGUUUACGACAUGAUUCUUUCCAUGAUGAGACGAAGAAAGUUUCGAUUAUUUGGUAGCGGGAAGAAAUUGUGUGGUGAAAUUGUGAAGUGUGCAAAUGAUGAUGAUGAUGAUGAUGAUGAUAGUGUUAAUAUGUGUAAAGGGAGCUUGUUGGUUAGGGAAAUCUUGGCUGAUAUUACAUUGAAAUGACUGAUUUUAUUU
Erythranthe guttata (spotted monkey flower) is the source of this 1312-nucleotide messenger RNA. RefSeq names its product serine/threonine-protein kinase-like protein At5g23170. Gene Ontology annotation, biological process: protein phosphorylation. Gene Ontology annotation, cellular component: plasma membrane. Gene Ontology annotation, molecular function: ATP binding; protein kinase activity. Lineage: Eukaryota; Viridiplantae; Streptophyta; Magnoliopsida; Lamiales; Phrymaceae. The record is from RefSeq and is a predicted model, not a curated record.